AUGGCGAUUGGGAAAGGUCAGAUAGCUGGAUCAGGCAGCACCUCCAAAGUUCAGGCUAUGCACGGGCGCCUGUUCACUAACAAGCGCUCGAAGAAAAUCCAACUUAUACCGGCACUUCCGUCGCCCAAGAAGCCGCCGCCAUCCCCACCCAAGAGGAAACAAAAGAUCUCAUUCCAGCCCGCUGCCGUCGAGCAAGGCGAAUUUGUACAGAUUCAGCGAAAUAUACAGAGUUCAGCCAACGCGAAUCGGUCAAAGGAUUCAAACGACUAUAUGGCCGAAUGGAUUCCAAAGGUCCGCGCCUACCUUAGCCAUAUCGUUGGACGGGAGGCUUCCCCUACCGUCCGUACCUGCUCAAGGUGCUACACGAACGAAUCCCCGACAUGGUGGCGUUGUAAAGAGUGUCUAGGGACUCCGCUUUUCUGUCACCUCUGCUCUGGCGACGCGCAUAUGGAAGCACCUUUCCACAGAGUAGAGACCCUAGAGAACGGCUUUUUCCUGUCUUCGUGGCUCUGGCAAUGCGGGGUAGUCGUCGAUCUGUGCCCUAAUAAAAAGUGCAGCGAUUCCGUGCAUCAAUCCGACAUGGAGGAAUCUGGCGACGAGUUAAAUGAUCCAGAGCGAGACUGGUUUGACACCGACGAUUUCACCUUCGGCGCUCGGCCCCAGGGACGAUACCAUCGAGGCAACCGUGUCCUUGUUUUUGUCCAUACAAACGGAGUACACCACCUACCCGUUCACUUCUGCUUGUGCGACAAUGCUCCUGGUGAAGAAUUCCAACUUCUCUCCUUCGGUUUCUAUCCAGCAACGUCGAGAAACGUCAGAACAGUGUUCACGUUUCCUUUGCUCGACGACUACCUCCUUCAAACUUUGGAGUGCUUCACAUCUACCCACCACUUCUUCACCAAACUCCGUCGCAUCACCAACGAGCCAUUUCCAGCUACAGUCCCUGACAGAACUAGGGAGCUGAGACGUGUUGGGCGCCAAUGGAGGCGCCUAAAGGAACUCAAGCGGAGUGGGUUUUCUCACGUGGAUCGUGCUCCGGGGAAAGGCGAACUCGCACUAUUUUGUGCAGCGUGUCCACAGCCGGGUGUUAAUCUACCGCCUAACUGGAAGGAUGACCCCGAGCAAUGGAAAUUCACGCGAAGUUUCGUCGCCGAUGGUAACUUCACAUGUAUCCAUCGAAGGCUGCGCACUCCGGAGGACUCAGAUGUCUCGCUGAAGGAUGGAGAGGGAUAUAUCACGGAGAAAACAUCUUACGCAAAGCAUUUGGCGACGUCUACAGAAACAACGGAGCCCCCGACGUGUCACGAACAUCGGGCAAUCGCCGACAAGUCCAGGCUGAGGAAAGGCCUUGACGUGACAGGCAUUGGAGCCAUCGCCUGCAUGCGACAUGGAGCGUUUGCUCCAGGCAGUGUCGUCGACUUCCAGAAAGGGGAAAGGCACAUCAACAUGGAUUACGCCCUCUCGGAGGCGCUGAAGCUUACCGUUUCAGACGAAAUAUCAAAGGUCCUCUUUGUUUACGAUAUUAACUGCCAGUACAGCAAACACCUUCUCAAACGCCUGCGAGAAGGGGAGUUUCUCACUCUCCGUGAGGACCUCGUAUUUGUUCAUGGCAUUGGACUAUUCCACGUACAUGGGCACCAGGAGUCGUGCCAUGCGCGUUACUCCUUGACCUUCAUCGAAGGGGCUGGGGUGUCGUCAGGCGAGAUCCUUGAAUCGCUUUGGGCUGUCGUGAACGAGGUGGCCCGAGCAACCUCGACCAUGUCGCUCGCACAUCGCACAGAGGUUCUGGACGCCAUCCUUGGUGAUAUUAAUUGGAAGAAGUUAAUCCAACUUGUACCAACAACUUGCAAGAACUGGCUCAACUGUCGGAUACAGCUGAGCGAUGCUCGCGAGGCGUUUGAACUUCUAAAUGAGACCGCAACCCCUGAACAACGAGCGAGGUGGAAGGAGGAGCUGGACGAGGCGCAAAGGAACAGGCUCAAUGACGUCUCCAGCAUGGACAUCCUAAACCCCAAGAUUAACAAACCCCCCACUAUGGCCAAGGUGCGCACCAACCUAAUGGAAAAGGAGAAACAGAUGGGCGCCGGAAUCGGCGUAACGUCCUGGAUUGCCUUUGGUAUAAAAAUACAACAGGCUCAAAUGCGCCUCAAAUCUUUUAUACGCACCUUGCCCAAGAACAAGACCGACGAGCAAGAACUCGAGAUAUCGAAGAGGCGAGAGCAGAUUUACGCCGAUAUUAACAGUUUCUAUGAGACGGCGUCUUCUCUAUUCCCGGAAGGUGACUUGACUAGCCUCAAACUCGAUGAGCCUCCCCCGAACCCCAUCACCCUCGACGAUGACUACGACUCGGACGAGGAAAUCGAGGAUGACAACCCGUUCUCGCUCGCACAGAACCAGAUCGAGGAUGUGAAGAUACCUUUGCCGUCUUCCGCAUCCACAAUCGAAUCAGUGGGAUCCUUUUCCCUGCAGGGCCUCCGUCUUGCUCAGGAGAAGGAGUUGAAAUUGCGCAUCGCCCAAGCGGACGAUGCAUUAGAGGCUGUCCGGGUAGAGAUUGGCCAUAAAUCUUACCUCUACCGUUCCAACAUUCGCUUGGCAGAAGGCAAGAAACAAAAAACGCGCGGUUAUACGGCAGUCAAGUCGGUCAACAGAAGUAUUCGAGACCACGUUCGCUCCUACAACCAAGCGCGAUGGGCAAUGCAUCGUCUUGGAGCCGACGACACUCUCAAGCUGCGCUAUCGCGCCAUCAAGCCGGAGGACACCAGAGCUGUUACUGCAAUCUACAAGCCGAACGCUCGAGGUGAACGUAACAAGCCGCUCCCAUGGAUCUGGAACAUGGACGUUGCUGGCGACUCGACCAAAUCCGAGUAUCUCGAGGAACUCUAUAGGGUCAACUGGCUACGUGCCCGCUCGCGUCUGGAUAGGUGGAGGGAGGAGUAUACCCUUCUAUCUUCUGAGAUGCACUGGAUACUCAAUUUCUUCGAAGCGAAGCAGAGAGACUGUAGGUCGUGGGCACAAGCUGUUCCUGAAUCUCCAGGACAUGUCGCCUACGCCAAACGACAGGAGAACAUGUGGAGACUAAUGUAUGUUCAAGCCGAGAAACUUUUCACGAAGACGCGUAAUUCGGUAGAAUAG
Coprinopsis cinerea okayama7#130 is the source of this 3132-nucleotide messenger RNA. RefSeq lists its product as hypothetical. Lineage: Eukaryota; Fungi; Basidiomycota; Agaricomycetes; Agaricales; Psathyrellaceae. The transcript is spliced from 9 exons. Bases 1 to 3132 code for a protein of 1043 amino acids. The record is from RefSeq and is a predicted model, not a curated record.